Terrapene triunguis (Three-toed box turtle) is the source of this 2370-nucleotide messenger RNA. RefSeq names its product thimet oligopeptidase 1 (gene THOP1). The record is from RefSeq and is a predicted model, not a curated record. Gene Ontology annotation, molecular function: metalloendopeptidase activity. Gene Ontology annotation, cellular component: mitochondrial intermembrane space. The coding region runs from base 95 to 1828 and encodes 577 amino acids. The transcript has 12 exons. Gene Ontology annotation, biological process: proteolysis; peptide metabolic process. NCBI's taxonomy places the organism in Eukaryota, Metazoa, Chordata, Testudines, Emydidae.
CACGCUGGACUUCCCCCAGCACGUCUCCCCUCGCAAAGAUAUCCGCACGGCGAGCACGGAGGCGGACAAAAAGCUCUCGGAUUUCGACGUGGAGAUGAGCAUGAGGCAGGACGUGUACCAGAGGAUCGUCUGGCUCCAGGAGAAGGCGGAAAGUGCUUCCCUGAGGCCUGAAGCGAAGAGGUAUCUAGAGAGGCUGAUUAAACUGGGUAAACGAAAUGGCCUUCACCUCCCGGAGGAGACGCAGGAGAAAGUCAAAGCCAUUAAGAAAAGGCUGAGCCUGCUCUGCAUUGACUUCAACAAGAACCUGAACGAAGACACCACCUACCUGCCCUUCUCCAAGGAGGAACUGGGGGGGCUCCCCGAGGACUUCCUGAACUCCCUGGAGAAGACAGAGGACGGCAAGCUGAAGGUCACCCUGAAGUACCCGCACUAUUUCCCCCUCAUGAAGAAAUGCUACGUGCCUGAGACGAGGAGGAAGGUGGAGGAAAUGUUCAACUCCAGGUGCAAGGAGGAGAACUGCUUGAUCCUCAAGGAGCUGGUGGACCUGCGGGCUCAGAAAUCUGACCUCCUGGGCUUCGACACUCACGCUGAUUUUGUGCUGGAAAUGAACAUGGCGAAAACCAGCAAGACCGUGGCUUCCUUCUUAGAUGAGCUGGCCCAGAAGCUGAAGCCCCUGGGGGAGAAGGAACGGGCUGUGAUCCUGGACCUGAAGAAGAAAGAGUGCAAGAAGCGGGACUUGGAGUUUGACGCCCGCAUCAACGCCUGGGACAUGCGCUACUACAUGAACCAGGUGGAGGAGACCAAGUACAGCGUGGACCAGAACCUGCUGAAGGAGUAUUUCCCCAUGCAGGUGGUCACUGCUGGCCUGCUCGACAUCUACCAGGAGCUGCUGGGCCUGAGCUUCCACCCGGAGGAGCACGCCCAGGUCUGGCACGAGGACGUCCAGCUCUACUCGGUGAAGGACAUCGCCUCGGGCAAGACCAUCGGGCAAUUCUACCUGGAUUUGUACCCCCGGGAGGGGAAGUACGGGCACGCGGCCUGCUUCGGCCUGCAGCCGGGCUGCCUGCUGCCGGACUCCAGCCGUCAGAUCUCCGUCGCUGCCAUGGUAGCCAACUUCACCAAGCCCACGCCGGACGCGCCGUCUCUGCUGCAGCAUGACGAGGUGGAGACCUACUUCCAUGAGUUCGGCCAUGUCAUGCACCAGCUCUGCUCACAGGCAGAGUUUGCCAUGUUCAGCGGGACCCAUGUGGAGCGGGACUUUGUUGAAGCCCCGUCUCAGAUGCUGGAGAACUGGGUGUGGGAGAAGGAGCCCCUGGUGCGCAUGUCCAAACACUACAAAACCGGCAGCCCCAUGCCCGACGAACUGCUGGAGAAGCUCAUCCAAUCCAGGCAGGCGAACACAGGGCUGUUCAACUUGCGUCAGAUCGUCCUGGCAAAGGUGGACCAGGCCCUUCACACCCAGACGAAGGCAGACCCCGUGGAGGAGUACGCCCGGCUGUGCGAGGAGGUGCUGGGCAUCCCCGCCACCCCAGGUACGAACAUGCCGGCCACGUUUGGCCACCUGGCUGGAGGCUACGAUGCCCAGUACUAUGGCUACCUCUGGAGCGAAGUGUAUUCCAUGGACAUGUUCCACACGCGCUUCAAGCAGGAGGGGAUCAUGAACUGUAAGGUGGGCAUGGAUUACAGGAACUACAUCCUGCGUCCUGGAGGGUCCGUGGAUGCGUGUGACAUGUUGAGGAGGUUCCUGGGUCGAGACCCCAAGCAGGAUGCCUUCCUGGCCAGUAAAGGACUGAAGGUUGAGUCCAGCUCGCUGCCUUCAGCCUGCUGAAAACCCGCCCGCCGCCCUGCCUCUGUGCUGCGCCUCUCAGAGCUCGCCUUUGCGGUUUGCAUGCAGAGGCUGGAAUUCGUGUCCGCCCCGGGUCACAGGGAGGCACCUUUAGUUGUGGACCCUCCCUAUCGUCCCACACAACCCACCAAACGCUGUGGCAAUCUGUGCUCAAGGCGGGCUCAGGACUGGAAUAGCAGCGUGGCUCUAAGCUGUAUUGGUAGCCUGUGUGGUGUCCCCUCAAAGCAGGGAGCGCUCGUCCCCUCGCUUUCACUAGCACUGGAAUUGACUCACGUGCCCCAUGGCAAGGAACAAACCCGUACCGCACUGGGCACCUUGGCCUCGGAGCGUGGCCACUUUCCCCUCUGACCCCGUUUCGCCUCCCCCGAUCCAGCCGGGGCAGAGGUCAGGUUAUUUUCUGUUAAUCUCCUCCCAGGCCAGGGUGGUGCCCGUGGAGUUUUGUAACGGUCACGUCCAGCCCUGCUUGUUACCGGGGUUGGAUUUUACAUGGUUCUUAGCGCUAAUAAAGAGUUUUCGUAAACUGA